This is a messenger RNA of Manduca sexta (tobacco hornworm), 1660 nucleotides long. It is a transcript of the gene Snmp2, whose product is annotated as sensory neuron membrane protein 2. The record is from RefSeq and is a predicted model, not a curated record. Gene Ontology annotation, cellular component: cytoplasm; membrane. NCBI's taxonomy places the organism in Eukaryota, Metazoa, Arthropoda, Insecta, Lepidoptera, Sphingidae. Gene Ontology annotation, molecular function: scavenger receptor activity.
ACACCUCCUUGUGGUGGAUAAUUGCGAUGAUAAUGUCAGUCGGACACCAACGUUGCUAGUUAUUGCUUAAUUAUUCUCGCUUAAAAAAUGUGCGGAAUAAUAGGCAGCGUUGUUAUUUUAUGCGUCGGUGCCAUAUUAGUAGUAGUUAGUUGUUUAGUGACUUUUAUUGCUAUUCCGAGUUUAAUCGAAAAUUUUGUAAUAAACUCGGUCGUGCUUUUGGAGGAUACCAUCCAAAUGGAACGAUUCGAGGACGUACCAUUUUAUUUAAACUUUUCCGUAACCAUUUUCAAUAUAAGCAAUCCCAAUGAAGUGCUCAAUGGUGGAGUGGCCGCGGUCGAUGAAUCUGGACCUUAUGUUUACAGGCUGUACCAAGGACGAAACGUCAGUGGACUGGAAGACGACCUUAUAACGUAUCGUAAAACGGAAUAUUUCGAGUUCGACGCGGAAGCCUCCUACCCAUACACCGAAGAUGAUAUAGUCACCAUCAUCAACGUCCCAUAUCACGCUAUCAUCCAAAUUGCUGAACGAAACUUCCCGGAACUGAUGUCCGUACUCCCUCUAGCCAUGAAUGGUAUAUUCGGGCAGUACAACAAUCCGAUCAUGAAUGUCAGAGCAGGUGACCUGGUGAUAGACAAAAUUCCCAUGUGUACUCGUCCAGGAAUCAUCGGCACCAUCGCUUGUGCAGCCAUCAGAGAAAUGGCAUCUACUGCAGACAACAUCGAAGUCCAAGAUGACGGCUCAGUAACCUUCUCAAUUUUAGCUAACAAACAUAACGUAGCAAGUCCCAAAUAUGAAGUGUAUCGAGGGCUGACUGAACCUAGAAACCUCGGAAUAAUAAGGCAUUUCGAUGGGCUACCAUAUUUUAAUUACUGGACCGACGAAGAGGGGGAAGACGGCGAAGUUAUCAAGAGCAGGUGCAAUGACAUCAAUGGAACUGACUCCGGCAUAUUUCCCCCUUUACUGAACAGAAACAAUAAUCUCUACGCUAUCAACACGGAUAUUUGCAGGAGUGUUGAACUACGCUUCCAAGGAGAGGUGGAGUUCGAAGACAUACCAGCUUACAGGUACUCCGCUAAUGAAUGGUUCCUAGACAAUGACGACGGGUGUUUCUGCCUGAACACUACUGCAGGAAUAACUCAAGAAAACGGGUGCCUUUUCAAGGGCGCUAUGGAGUUGUACUCUUGCGUUGGUGGUUUCAUGGUACUCAGCUACCCGCAUUUCUUAUAUGCUGAUCUAAGGUACAGAAACGGCAUAUUGGGAAUGACGCCUAUUGAGGACGACCACAAAAUUUUUAUGGACAUUGAACCCUUGACAGGAACGCCAUUGAAAGGAGCUAAAAGAGCCCAAUUCAAUAUAUUUUCGCGGCCUGUAAAUGGGAUUUCAGCAACACAGAAUUUACGCACGACACUUAUGCCAAUUUUUUGGAUUGAAGAGGCAUUCGAGUUACCUUCUGAAUUUGUCGAUGAAUUAACGACCAGGAUGAUUCGACCACUUCAUUUGCUUAACAUAUUGCUGCCUACAUUGAUCGCCGUCUGCUGCAUGACUUUGUUAGUCGGAAUAAUUCUUACUAUCAGAGCCAAAAGUAAAAAACCUAUUGUACCGACAUCAGCACCAGGAAUUUCACAAUCAAAAUAGAAUUAUACUUUAUAUAUUAUUUUUA